AUGACGACCAUCUCUGACGUAGAGAGCAGCGACACCGUCGAGAGCUUCCGGGUAAGGGUGCAGGAGCAGGACGGCAUCGGGGCGAAGCAACGUCAGGGCGGCAUCGGGAUCCGGCCGGCGUGGCAGCGGCUCCUCUGCGGCGGAACACAGAUGGAGGACGGCCACACGCUCGCGGCCUACGGCGUGCGGAACGAAAUAACCAUGACCCUUCUCGUUCGCUGGCUUGUCAAUUACCGGACAAGGCCGGUCGAGCUGCACAUGGAUGUCACGGACACGGUGGGCAGGAUUAAGGAGCGCGUGGAGAAGGCGGAAGGUGUACCGGUGGAGUGCCAGAGCCUCUUGCUUGGUGCGGAGGAGCUUAACGACAGCCGCACGCUCUCCCACUUCAUCUUCGAGACGGGCACUUUUGUGAAGAUUCAGUGCGAGAGGGAGAAGAGAGGUGCCGUGACCAACACGACCACAAAGGGAAAGGGAGAGGAGGCGCCCGUGAUCGGCAAGGAAGUGGUUACUGGCGAUGUCACUGGCCCGGCCCGAAAAAAGAACAAGGGGAUCCCAGCCCCACAAUGGAGGCGCUUCGUUGUCCAUCUUCUCGGUCCAGAGCUAGCGGCGAUCUGUCCUUCCUCUUGUGACACGAACCCCGUUUAUUAG
Messenger RNA from Lolium perenne, 648 nucleotides. RefSeq names its product ubiquitin-like protein-NEDD8-like protein RUB3. Gene Ontology annotation, molecular function: protein binding. The record is from RefSeq and is a predicted model, not a curated record. NCBI's taxonomy places the organism in Eukaryota, Viridiplantae, Streptophyta, Magnoliopsida, Poales, Poaceae.